UGGACUGCUCACGCUACAGUACAAGCAGCCCUCUAUGGAACGUGGGCGGAGAAAUUGAUAAUAAAGCAUUCUUCCGGAACGCGAACUCCCACAGAAGAGGAGAAGCACACUUUCACUUUCUUGAGUCUAGACAUAUUGAUUGAUCAAUUUUCGACUGGAAAGCUUUGUUCACAAUGGCUCCCUCCGUCUCCCCAGCGCCCUACGCCGACCCUGCUUGGCUCUCGCGCGACGUGAGCCCCUACUACACCGCGAGCCACCGACGCCUCCAAGCCGAAGCGCGCGAAUACGUCUCCACGCACAUCACGCCGUUCUGCGAGGACUGGGAGCGGCAGGGCUCCGUGCCCAAGGAUGUCAUCCUCACCCACGCGCGGCUGGGAUACAUGGCUGUCUCGAUAUACCCGCUUGCCGUCGCGCAGAUCAAGGCUCUGGGCCAGAGGCUGCCGGGAGACAUCGACCCGGAAGAGUGGGAUGGGUUCCACGACCUGAUUGUGAUCGACGAGAUUGCCCGGUGUGGCUACCUGGGUGUCAUCUGGGCGUUGAGCUGCGGUAAUUCCAUCGGCGCCCCGCCUCUCAUAAAUUUCGGAAACGAGGAGCAAAAGGCGAGAUUCUUGCCGGACGUGAUCGCCGGGAGAUCGCGAUUCUGUCUGGGAGUCACCGAGCCAGAUGCUGGAUCAGAUGUGGCGGGCAUCACGACGACGGCCGAGCGGCGCGGAGACGUCUAUAUCGUGAAUGGCGCGAAGAAAUGGAUCACCAAUGCCAUAUUUGCCGACUACUGCACCGCCGCGGUACGCACAGGUGGACCAGGCCGCGCGGGAGUCUCUGCCCUGAUAAUACCGCUCAAUUCUCCCGGCGUGAAAUGCAGCAAGAUCGAAAACUCGGGUGUCAACGCCAGCGGCUCCACGUAUAUCGAGUUUGACGAUGUCGCGGUACCUGUGACAAAUCUCCUGGGCGCAGAAAACCGUGGUUUCGACAUCAUCAUGUCAAACUUCAACCAUGAAAGACUCUGGCUGGCAUGUACAUCCCUUCGCAUGGCGCGCGUCUGCAUCGAAGACGCUUAUGCCCAUGCGCUCCGAAGAGAAACUUUCGGCAAGCCCCUGAUUGCGAACCAGGUCAUCUCGGCCAAGUUUGCCGACUUUGCCCGUGACGUCGAACCGGUAUAUGCGUAUCUAGAGUCGAUUGUGUACUUGACGGAGCACGAGCGAAAGAGAAAAACUCGAGGUCGCCCAGGAGGUGACCAGGCCGCAUCCCAUGGAGACCUCAAUCUUGGAGGGAUGAUUGCCACCCUGAAGACCGGCGCCGGGCGGGUUUUAGAGCGUGUCAACCGGGACGCGCAGCAAAUCAUGGGCGGAGCAGGUUAUUCACGCACUGGCAAGGGUGCCAGAAUCGAGCAGAUCAGUCGAGAUGUUCGAGUUAUGGUGGUGGGCGGAGGCAGCGAUGAGAUAUUGAGCGAUCUUGCCGUCAAGCUGGAGACAAAGGAGCUGCAAAGACUGACUCGUCCGUCGAGCAAGUUGUGACUUAUUGUGAAGCAAUCUGAAUAGUAUUGGAAAUCGUCAGUGAGAACCAGAAAGACAUAUGAACGCC
Cladophialophora immunda is the source of this 1581-nucleotide messenger RNA. RefSeq lists its product as uncharacterized. Bases 174 to 1514 code for a protein of 446 amino acids. The transcript has 2 exons. NCBI's taxonomy places the organism in Eukaryota, Fungi, Ascomycota, Eurotiomycetes, Chaetothyriales, Herpotrichiellaceae. The record is from RefSeq and is a predicted model, not a curated record. Gene Ontology annotation, molecular function: flavin adenine dinucleotide binding; acyl-CoA dehydrogenase activity.